AACCUAUACUAUGAUAUUCCACAACCUCGGCUGGUUGAGCGAACAGCACUGUGUUCAGCUUUUACAGAAACCACAAUGUCAGAAGAUCUCGAAGUAUUUCUUGGUGACGAUCCCAGUAUUCAAGUUGAGUCCACAAAUGCCUACAUCAGCAAUACCUCACAGGGUGAUAUCGAUGACGUCAUAACACACCGGAGAGGGAAGGCCGAGAAGCUGAGCAAAGGUUCAAAAAGUUAUAGUACACCACUCGAGUCGAGGUUGUCCAGAAGCCUGGGUGGGACCGAGCCGAUCUGUCUGUCGUGGAGGAACAUCAACGUGUUUGUGAAGACCGGUCAAAACAGAUGCUUUCGACGGGCAGACUCUGACUGGAGGUUCAAGCAGAUACUGCGAAACGUGAAUGGUCUUGUGAAUCCCAGGACGCUGCUUGCUAUUAUAGGAGCCAGUGGAGCAGGCAAGUCUUCUCUUCUGAAUGUGCUGACAGGUCGCAAUGUUUCUAAGUAUUGCGUGACCGGCGAGGUGCAGGUGAACGGAAUCAACGUUGGCACGGGAAUGAGAAACAUUUCGGCCUACGUCCAGCAGCAUGAACUGUUUAUUGGCAAUAUGACAGUCAAAGAAACAUUGGUUUUCAGAGCUUUACUGAGAAUGGACAAAUGUCUGGAUCAAAAGGCAAGGCUGGCACGUGUUGACGAAGUUAUUGGCGAGAUGGGACUGUCAAAGUGUGUUAAUACUCGAAUUGGAACUCCGGGAGGAAAGAAGGGAAUAUCUGGGGGCGAAAUGAAGAGGCUGUCUUUCGCCUGCGAGAUGCUGACCAACCCACCCCUGAUGUUCUGUGACGAGCCGACGUCUGGUUUGGACUCGUUCAUGGCUCAGAACAUCGUGCAGACGUUGAAGGAGACGACUCAGAAGGGGAGGACGAUUCUGUGUACAAUUCACCAGCCGUCCUCCGAGGUGUUCGCCUUGUUUGAUCAUGUACUGCUAUUAGCAGAAGGGCGUACAGCAUUUAUGGGAACCGCACAGAAGGCUUAUUCAUUUUUCAGUGGAUUAGGUUACCCAUGUCCAGUGAACUUUAACCCUGCUGACUUUUAUGUUCUGACAUUGGCCAUAAUCCCUGGAAAAGAGGAUGAAACUAGGAAAACUGUACAGACAAUCUGUGACGCAUUCGACCAAAGUGAGGAAAUGAACGAGAUUGCUUCUGAAACCGAGAUACUGAUGAAACAGAAUCACGAAAAGGAACUGGAAUCCGUACUGUUCCAGGAUGCAUUUGACCAAAGCAAUGAUAGGUACAAAGCCUCAUGGGUGAAGCAGUUUCGAAUAGUAUUUUGGAGAACCUGGAUGUGUUUUUUUCGAGAUGACCUCCUUUUCAAAGUCCGAGCUAUGCAGUCAAUUGUGAUAGGCUUGGUUCUGGGUCUCGUGUACCUGCGUCAGGACUAUGACAUGACAGGAGUGAGGAACAUCAGUGGCGCCAUCUUUCUCAUCAUCGCCAACCAGACAUUUGUAAAUCUAUUUGCGGUGCUCAAUACGUUCCCAAUAGAGAUUGCUGUUUUUCUUCGAGAGUACGGAAGUGGACUGUACAGAGUUGAUGUAUACUACCUUGCCAAAAUAGCUGCAGAGAUGCCAAGCUUUAUCGUGUUUCCAUUUUUAUACAGCUCUGUGUCAUAUUGGUUGAUUGGAUUGCACGACUCUCUGCAGUCAUUUGUGAUGCACACUGGUGUCCUUAUGCUGGUAGCCAACAUUUCAGGAGCAGUCGGCUAUUUUGUGUCAUCAGUUGCCCGGUCCGUCAGUCUUGCCUUGUCAGUGGCGCCCCCUCUAAUGGUUCCACUCAUGCUCUUCGGAGGAUUUUUAAUUAGUGACGGGUCAAUUCCAGUGUAUUUCAUCUGGAUGAAAUAUGUGUCCUGGUUUAAAUUCGCUAAUGAACUUCUGAUAAUUAUACAGUGGAAGGAUGUCACUCAUAUAGAUUGUCCACAAAAUGUCUCAGCGGUGACCGGUAGAGGUUGUUACGCAAACGGUUCAAGCAUUAUAAAAGAUAUGGACUACAAUGAGGACUAUGUGUACCGAGACAUCGGACUUCUCUUUGAACUUCUUAUUGUCUUUCAUCUCUGUGCGUUUAUGUUCGUUUUCGUACGUGCACGCAGAUCAGAAUCUUAAGUGAUGUACAGUUAAAUUGGGGGGGGGGGGUCAUGCCCCUCCCCCCAAUCAAACCUUUUACAACAACAAAAUAUUAAAUCAUACAUACAUACACACAUACAAAAUCCUGGCUAUGCCAGUGGUAAUAUAUCAGUGUACUAGACAAGGUUUUUUUUCAGGUACAUGUGCAGCUACAUGGAGUUGGGGGUUUCUUUUUUUCAUUAAAUAUAUUUUCUGAGGAAUCAUGCCCAGAACCACCCUAGAGAUGUCGUUCGCCACAGACUAGAUGCCAUGCCCCUCCCCCCUCACCUUGAAAUUACAUGCCCCCCCCUCCCCAGCGCCUUGCAUAAUUUCCUCCAUACCCAAUUGUUCUUAUACCUUUUUUUCUGGUUAUAGACCGUGGGCCCACUAUAACCCCCUCUGCCCCCCCCCCCCCCCGGGAUUUUUCAAGAUGAGUAUAUCUUUCAAACCUAUCCAUAGACAUUCAAAUCAGCUUGUCUGCAGGCAAUCUGUUGGUGGGUGUGCCUGUAGGGCACGUUUGAGUGUAGGCACCCUAUUUAUUUUUAACAGGGCAAAUUUCUGAUCAAGGUGAAUGUUCCACAUA
Gigantopelta aegis is the source of this 2725-nucleotide messenger RNA. RefSeq names its product protein white-like. Gene Ontology annotation, molecular function: ATP hydrolysis activity; ABC-type transporter activity; ATP binding. The record is from RefSeq and is a predicted model, not a curated record. Gene Ontology annotation, cellular component: plasma membrane. The transcript is spliced from 20 exons. Lineage: Eukaryota; Metazoa; Mollusca; Gastropoda; Neomphalida; Peltospiridae. The coding region runs from base 76 to 2142 and encodes 688 amino acids.